UGCCUCAAAGGAGGCAUUUGUGGCAACAGCGGUAGGAGAAGCGGUCUGGUGAAGGUGAAGGAAGGUGUAGGAAUCUGAAAGGUGAAGGCUAUAGGUGCGAGAAUGCGCACAAUUGGGGUUUGUACUGCUUCCCUUGGCUCACUUGGCCUCAUGCGGUUCUUUGGUGUGUCCUGGACAUGGAGUAUUGCAGCUGCUUUGGCCAUUUAUAUUGGCAGUGGUGGGUGGAUCUUUCUCCGCAUCGCCUUUAAGACAGCCUUGAGAGAUCUACUGGGACUGACAGUGCUUAUACAGGUCAAAUAUGAACUGUAUGGUCACAGGAAAGCCAAAAGUAACGUCCCCAAGAUAUUCCAGAAGGUAGUCUGCAAACAUCCAGACAAAGUGGCCUUGAUUUAUGAAGCUACUGAUGACAAAUGGACAUUCCGGCAACUGGAUGAAUAUUCCAAUUCUGUGGCCAACUUCUUUUACCAGCAGGGCUUUCGUGCGGGUGAUGUAAUCGCUAUCUUUAUGGAGAACCGACCAGAGUUUGUGGGCUUCUGGUUAGGGAUGGCCAAAGUGGGUAUUGAGGCAGCUCUCAUCAACUUCAACUUGCGUCUUGAGUCACUGACUUACUGUGUGAAAACCUCAGGGGCAAAAGCCAUCAUCUUUGGUGGAGAGCUAUCAGCAGAAAUUUCUGAAGUGAAUGGCAUCCUGGGAAAAAAUAUGGCCAGGUUCUGUUCUGGAGAUUUUAGACCUGAAUCCUGCCCUCCAGAUACUAAACACUUGGACCCUCUGCUGGCUCAGACAUCAAAAUCUCCUCCAACUCAUGUUUCAACCAAGGGAUUAGAUGAUCGGCUGUUCUACAUCUACACCUCUGGAACAACUGGAAUGCCAAAAGCUGCCAUUGUGGUGCACAGUAGGUAUUAUCGAAUUGCUGCUUUUGGUUAUUAUGCCUACAGAAUGACCCCUCAUGACAUAAUCUAUGACUGUCUGCCACUGUACCACUCAGCAGGGAAUAUCAUGGGUGUUGGCCAGUGUGUGAUUCAUGGCCUGACGGUAGUGAUUAGGAAGAAAUUUUCUGCCAGUCGCUUCUGGGAUGACUGUGUGAAAUACAAGUGUACAAUCAUCCAAUACAUUGGGGAGAUUUGCAGGUACCUGCUGAACCAACCGGUGCGGGAGGCAGAAAUGCAGCACCAGGUGCGGCUGGCUAUUGGAAAUGGCUUGAGGCUUGCCAUUUGGGAAGACUUCACACAGCGGUUCCAGAUUAAACAGAUUGGGGAGUUUUAUGGGGCUACCGAGUGUAAUUGCAGCAUUGCUAAUAUAGAUGGAAAGGUGGGGGCCUGUGGCUUCAAUAGCCGGAUUUUGCCAAAUGUGUAUCCUGUCCGCUUGGUGAAAGUUAAUGAGGAUACCAUGGAGCUAAUGCGUGGCACAAAUGGGCUCUGUAUCUCCUGCCGACCAGGAGAACCUGGACUUCUUGUGGGCAGGAUAAACCAAAAAGACCCCUUGCGGAGAUUUGAUGGCUAUGUCAGUGAGAAUGCGACUAACAAGAAAAUAGCAUAUAAUGUCUUCCAGAAAGGAGACCAGGUUUACCUUUCAGGAGAUGUCCUUGUGAUGGAUGAGCUUGGCUAUAUGUACUUCAAAGACCGCAGUGGGGAUACAUUCCGUUGGCGCGGGGAGAACGUCUCCACCACAGAGGUUGAGGGAAUCCUCAUCCGUGUUCUCAGCAAGUCAGACGUGGCAGUUUAUGGGGUAGAGGUACCAGGAGUGGAAGGCAAGGCUGGAAUGGCAGCUAUUGCUGACCCAGAAGCAAAACUGAAUCCUAACGUUCUGUUUUUGGAGAUGCAGAAAGUACUGCCUCCAUAUGCACGGCCUGUCUUCCUCCGAUUUCUGCCACAGGUCGACACCACAGGCACUUUCAAAAUUCAGAAGACCCGUUUACAAAGAGAAGGCUACAAUCCACACCAAAUGUCAGAUCGGUUAUACUUUUUGGAUGUAAAACUUGGCAAGUACCUACCAGUAGAUGAGUGUGUUUUUGAAAGGAUCCAAGCUGGAAAAAUGUCUCUUUGAUUUCAUUGGUGAGACUGCUCAUAAAGAGCCUGAUGUUGAAAGGUCUUGUUUUGGUAGAGAAAUAGACUUGAAUAAAUAAGCAAAGCAAGGUUUUAAUAUGCAAAAGGGAAAAAUCCCACUAUAGUGUGAGAACAAGAUGGUUCCCCCCCCUUUUUUUUAAAAAAAGCACAUUAACCACUUCCAGAGCAAAGAGAAUAGCUCUUUUUGUAUUGUUCAGUUUUUAAAAAGGCCUUUUCUUCCUUAUAACCAUUGUGUUAGGGGAUUCCAUACGAAAGCAGGAAGGGUUUGAACCUGUUGCAGCAGUGCUGGUCAAAUUAUUUCUUCUGUAUUACUUGGCUAUGUUUUACUGUGUUAAAGCAGAGAAUAUUUUUUUGGGAUAAAGCCUUCAAUUGCUUUAGACUUUAGACUUUCCAGGUUCCUAACUUACAAAUUUAGAGUUCCUCCCAUUGUCCCUUUGUAGCUUUAUUUGUAGCUUUAAGGAACUGACUGUCAAAAUGCAACAAAGUUUAUCUGUAGAAACUUGGCCUUGAAUGGAAAAACAGAAACAGGACUAAUAAGAUGAAAUAAGUAUUAUUAUUUAAAAAGGUAUAUAUAUAUUCAUUAUAUAUAUAUAAUGAAAUUAAGUUGGUUAGGAAACUCUGCUUGAAAUGUUCUUUUAAUGCUCUUUUUGAAGGGUAUUGUGGUACUUCAAAUUCCACUUACCUACAGGAUCUCAGUUGGCUGUUACACCCAUCUGGGAAAAUAAUUGAUCAAUAUUCUGUUAAUCUACUUUAAAACAUCAUGGCACAAAUGGCAGUUUUUAGGCCACAAAUGGGAUAUUUAAAAAAAAUUUUUUUGGCUGCUCCAGAAUCUUGAAAAACGGUUCUGUUAACCCUGAAACAAGUGGACUUGUGAUGCUGUUCAGUCUUUGGUCUUGCUGAUUUCUUGCGAUCAACAUAGGAAGCAUGUAAGUUCAUUGAAGACAGUUUGCAACACAUUUCUCAUACUGAUCACAAUAUCUGAUUUGGACAUUCCUAACUUUGCUUCUUUUCAUUCGUGCCAUUUUGGUAGAUGGCACUAAGAAUUUAUACAAAGACGAUACAAAUUGACUGCUGUGAAUAUUGACUGCCUGCCUGUUCAAAGAUGCUGUAAUUCUUGGGAUCACAGUGAUAUGGAUGGAAAUAUUCUGCUGCCAAUGUACAUACUUCUAGCCUAAGAUAUUCUUGUGAAUUAAAUGUUUCAGGUACCCCGAAUCACUUAAGAUCAAAAUAAUUUUUCUUGAGGAUUUUUUUUCUCUUUGGCAGAAGUGGAAUUUGAUCUAAGAGUAUUUUACAAAGACAUGUACAGAACAAUGUUAUUUUGUACUGUUGAGUACAAAAAGUACUGUACUACCAAGGCAAUUGUUAAAUAACAGUUCAGAAACCAGGGGAGUGAUUUGUUUCCCUUUUUUAAUUAUUAGACCCAGAAUGUGCCUUUUCUAACUUCUCUUCAGAACCAGCUGAAACAAGUUAACAAUUUUCUUAUAAACAUAAGAUGUAUUAGUUCUUGGAUAAACAAACAUGCCUUCAGCUAACUGAAUUUCAUCUGGAGGAAAAGGUUUGUUUAAAAAACAAAACUAAUUUAGCUCCUGGUUUGAAGAAAAUCAUGCAUUGUCUAACUGAAUUUUUUUGAAGCAAUGUUACAUUUUUUAUUGCCGUCACUAUUGUCAAAAUAUAACAUUGAUUUGAGAAAAACAUUAUAAGAAUAAAGAACCUUAAAAGAA
This is a messenger RNA of Python bivittatus (Burmese python), 3784 nucleotides long. It is a transcript of the gene SLC27A1, whose product is annotated as solute carrier family 27 member 1. Gene Ontology annotation, biological process: long-chain fatty acid metabolic process; medium-chain fatty acid transport; long-chain fatty acid import into cell. Lineage: Eukaryota; Metazoa; Chordata; Lepidosauria; Squamata; Pythonidae. The record is from RefSeq and is a predicted model, not a curated record. Gene Ontology annotation, cellular component: mitochondrial inner membrane; endoplasmic reticulum membrane; plasma membrane. Gene Ontology annotation, molecular function: long-chain fatty acid transmembrane transporter activity; oleoyl-CoA ligase activity.